Molecule: messenger RNA, 231 nt
Organism: Ambispora leptoticha
Lineage: Eukaryota; Fungi; Glomeromycota; Glomeromycetes; Archaeosporales; Ambisporaceae
Source: the annotation of a GenBank genome assembly
AUGCGAAGAGUGCAUAAAUGGGUACGACCAACUUUGUCAAUAAGAACUUUCACCUAUGACGACGUAUGGAAAGAUGUCAACGGGAAUGUAACAGGAUACCGAGCUCAUGGGGUUACGCGGACAGAAUUCGCGCACAAGCCGAAUUCGCUUUUCAUAUUCAAAAGAAAUUUGUUCUGUAACCGGGUCACGAUUUUCAAGCUGUUCAAAUCGUUUAUUGAAGUUGUGACUUGA